Molecule: messenger RNA, 5420 nt
Organism: Branchiostoma floridae (Florida lancelet)
Lineage: Eukaryota; Metazoa; Chordata; Leptocardii; Amphioxiformes; Branchiostomatidae
Product: GPI ethanolamine phosphate transferase 3-like
Exons: 8
Coding region: 115-3483 (1122 amino acids)
Biological process (GO): GPI anchor biosynthetic process
Cellular component (GO): endoplasmic reticulum membrane
Molecular function (GO): mannose-ethanolamine phosphotransferase activity
Source: RefSeq, a predicted model, not a curated record
UCCCAGGAUGCUUUUUGUCUCACGACGAUUCCAAGAUGGCUGCGCCCGUAACAAAUUUUCUCGCCAGAGCUGAUUCAGAAUCAUGGACGAUUUUCUGACAGUUUUAAGGACAAGAUGGGUCUUGGACUGAAAACGUUCGGAUUGCUACUAUGGACGGUGGCCCUUUCCGUAGUAGGGAUCACCCUAUUUACGAAAGGUUUUCUUCUAAACCGCCUGGAAGUCCCCAUCAAGAGCUCGUGCGAGGAGUCGCCCAUCGAGGGGGGAGGGGCGGGGAAAGAAGACGGAGAAGCGCAAAAGAAAGGCUGUUGGACGAACCGUCACUUCAAGAAGGCCAUCAUUCUAAUCGUGGACGCCCUGAGGUACGACUUCGCGACGUAUAACGCCUCCCUGGGUCCGGAGGACGCCCUGCCGUUUCAGAACAAGCUACCCGUGCUGCACGAGCUGCUGACUACUCGUACCCAGAGCAGCGCGCUCUUCAAGUUCCUGGCGGACCCUCCGACCACCACCAUGCAGCGGCUGAAGGGGCUGACCACCGGCAGCCUGCCCACGUUCAUCGACGUCAGCAGCAACUUCGCCAGCUCGGAGGUGAUGGAGGACAACAUUAUCCAGCAGCUGGCAGGGCUGGACAGGAAAGUCGUCUUCAUGGGAGACGAUACAUGGACAGGUCUAUACCCAAAACAGUUUCACAAGGUGUUUCCCUUCCCGUCCUUUAACGUGAAGGACCUCCACACAGUCGACAACGGUGUCAUUGAACACCUGGUACCCGAGAUGGAGGAGGAGGAGGGGGAAUGGGACGUCCUGAUUGCUCACUUCCUAGGGGUCGACCACGUGGGUCACAGGUUCGGGCCGUACCAUCCCACCAUGGGGGAGAAACUCACACAGAUGGAUGGUGUCAUCAGGUCUGUCAUGUCCAAGCUGACAGAUGACACUGUGCUGUUUGUGAUGGGGGACCACGGCAUGACCAGGACUGGAGACCACGGUGGGGACAGCACAGAUGAGGUGGGGGCCGCUCUCUUCAUCUACAGUCCCGCCAAACUCCUCCAGGGGGCACUGCAGCAACAGGAGGGCCAAGCUGUUUCCCAGAUCGACUUUGUGCCGACCUUGUCCCUCCUCCUGGGCCUUCCCAUCCCCUUCUCCAACCUGGGCAUGGUCAUUCCUGAACUCUUUCUCGCCUUCUCUACCAACAAACAAACAAACAACUCACCAGGUCAUACAGACUGGGCUCGAAACAUCACAGGAGUGGAAGCCUUGAGAAUAAACGCCUUCCAGAUCAAAAAGUAUCUGGACGUGUAUGCAAGGUUGGGCGAAGACCUGCCCAAGGAUGUGGUCAGCAAGUUACAGAAGCAGCUGGCAGAAAUUGACAAUGUGUAUCAGACAGUCAUAAAUGGAAAAGUAUCAACAGACAAUGCUUUUGCAGCUCUAAAGAGAGCAAAGGAAGGAUACAUCAAGUACAUAUCAGAAGUGAAGGAGAUGUGUCGUAAGGUCUGGGCUAAAUUCGACAUGGUGUCGAUGGUGUGCGGGAUAUCGGUGUUAUGCUUAGCGUGUAUAGCGAGUGUUUGUAUAACUAUGCAGUCACACGACAGGAGAGUUGUAUAUAAUCUGGAAAAGCAGCUGUCGGGGAUAGCCGUUGGUAUCGGGCUGGGGUUCAUCUUGGGUAUCGUUUCCGAGAUUUGCACCAACGGCACAAUAACAACAUCAUCGCUGGCCCCUUUCAUGCUGCCGUGCCUGGGAUCCUUCAUCGGGUACACGACCUCGGCAUGGUCCUACAAGUCCUCAAAACAAACAUACAAACUACCAGAACUGUGGAGAACACUGAAAAAGCAGCCAGUUGAUUGGAUAGUGGCCACUAUGCUGGUCGUGUGGAACGCCUGCGGCCUGGGAGCCAACAGUUUCCUGAUCAACGAGGAUGCCAUCACAGCAUUUCUCCUGCAGUCUCUGAUGUGGAGCCUUCUCCUGGCUGCAAACUUCAACAGGCAGAGUGCACCCAGUAAGGAGCAGACACAGAAGAGGGCUCGGGCGGAGAAGAGUUUCGACAUCGGGAGAUACAUCACCAGACCGAGUCUCCUGCUGCUGUUCGUGGUGGUGGUGUUCAGCUUCUGCAUCAGGCUGUCCAUGUUCUUCCGUGCCUGUCGGGAAGAGCAGUGGUGGUGCGAGACCCCGCACUUCCUGAAGUCGCUGUCCACCGUCAAGGGGGGACACAAAAAUGCCCGCUACUUCUUCGCGGCCGCGUGCAUGGCGCUCAUUCCCGUGAGCCUGCGCCUGUUCAUGAGCAAGACCGGGAACAUGGAUGGCGUGACGCCAACCGUGCUGAACGUGAAGUACGCUCUACCGGUGGCCGCAGUGUGCACAUCCCUGUACUGGGCUAUGCAGGCACUGCCGCAGCGUGUGUUGGACAACCUGCCCGCCUGGGAGCAGGUCAUCCUCCCCAGAGUCGUGUACGUCAUCAUCUUUAGCUCCUUUGUCUCCAUCGUCUGGAAGCCGCUCUGCCUCCUGCUGCAGAUCGACAGGAGCUACUACGGGCCGGACAGAACGCUCCAGAACGGAGGCAGGGACAGGCAACUGUCCAAACUCUACAACCAGGUCAAGGGCAGGGGGGGAACCCUCCCCCCGAAAAACGGGAACCCGGCUAAAGAGGAUUGGGACGUGGACAACAAGCGCAUCCCUGCGGUGUACGGACUGGCCACGGUGUACUCUGCGGCAUCCCUAGUGGUGACGGUGACGUGUAGCCAGCUGGUGGCUCUGCUGUUGGGGGACGGCCUGGCUCCAGCAGUGCUGCUGCUGCUGACACAGAUGGGCCUGUUCCUUGAGUUCCACGCUGCCGUCAAGAGGACCCAGGUCAGGAAGGAGGGCCUCAGUCAAGAGGCUUCAACAACAGUGCUGUCCCAGGUGCCGUGGCCUGUGGUGGUGGGGUGGGGCCUGAUGACCAGUCAGUACUUCUUCUACACCGGCCACCAGGCUGCCAUACCCACCAUCCGCUUCGAGUCAGCGUUCACUGGUUUCUACGGAGACUUCGACAACAACCUCGUGCCAGCUGUGCUGAUUGGGCUGAACACGUUCGCCUCUCAGGUGCUGUUUACAGCUUCGCUGCCCCUGCUGCUGGUCUGGCCGUUCUGCCGAGGGAAGUGGAUGGACCGAAAGCUGGCGGCUGGUCACCAUGGCAACCAGGAGGUCCUGGACGAGCUGCAGAAGGGCGAGUUUGUGCUGCAUGAACACCCGGUGGAGUACCGCCUCAACAGCCUCCGUCUCUACAGCAUGUUCUUCAUUUUCAACAUCAUCAAGCUCGGCGGCACCAUGGUGACAGCGGGGUACCUGCGCAACCACCUGAUGGUGUGGAACAUCUUUGCUCCGAGGUACGUUUUCGAGGGCGUGUCGUUCCUGGUGGUCUGCCUCACCAUGCUCCUGUCCUACCUGCUCAUGAUGCGAGUGGACGACACACUGGCAGGAUGGGUGGGCAAACUGAGGGACUACUGCAAGACACAGUAGCUUUUUAAAAUCAAAAUUCUACCCACGCCUUGUGGUGUGGAUGGCAGUGCCCAUCUCUGCUUCUAUAGCACUUGGGCCACACAGUUGUGAAAGCAACUUGUGUAAAUCUUGGGGGCUGUCCUAUUCAGUUUACCAGGGGCUCCCAAAUUCACUCCCUCAGAACUGAAAAGGUUAGCACUAGGGCUGUCUCCAAGAGCCCUUCCUCUGUCCCAGGACAGAAAUUUGCUUGUUGGGACUGACAAAAAAUGUCAACCUGUUCGCACAGAAAAUAGGAAUUUCACGACAUGAAAUUGAUGAAAAAAAAAACUAUUUUUGUAAGCUUUAAACAACAAAAAUUUACAACAUUGGACCCCAGAAAAAAAUCAAAGGAUGGACAUAGGCGGCUGAUAGGCAUCUGGACUACAUUGUGAGUGUGUGUAAAGCCCUUAGUUAAAAUACAACAGAAAUCCAUUCAUAACUUCCUAACUUAUGCUGUUCACCAACCAGCCAGUUAUCCAAUAGACGUUUUGGCAAAAUCGCUGUGCAGAAUCAAUUCAUAGUUCCUCCAUAGUAAAAGGAAAGAUGUAAUCAAAAUAAAUCCUAGUGAUGCCCCAGAAGUAUUUGAUGCAAACCCAUGAUGAAUCCCCUUCUCAUGGUUGUUAUGUAUGAUUGUGUUGUCAGCAGAUAUUUUGUGACCGAGAAUUCCAACUACGGAAUUAAUUCUGCAGAUGAAUUCAGGAGUAAAUGUACAGUUUAGAAAUAUCUACUAAAUUGUUUGAAUACAUGUAUGCAUGUGUAUUUGAUUCAGAUACUUACUAGUACAUGUUACACCAAGCCAUCUGAUCUUUUUUGUUUCAAAUGUACGGUAUUAGUUUGUGUAUCAAAUGUGAUUGGGAAUAUUGGAAAUCAUUGGAAAUAGGGUCCCAAACUAAUUUCUAAUAUUACAUUUAGUUGACCUCAGCAACAUAUGUCAAGGGCCUGUGAAUUAUUAUUUCUUACCCAGGAACUGUACAAUGUCCUGUAGGAAUUCAGGUCUUGCGUUUAUAUCAUGUAUAUCAUGUGUAUGCCAAAGCGCUUCUGCAUUGCGCUCGCAAAAUACAAUGUUCUGUAUAUUGUCAUUCACAUUAUUAUAUUAACUGCCAUCUGUACACAAUUGUAUUUAUAACCUGUCACAUGUACCUACCGGUAGGUUUGGUCAGGCAGUUGUGAAUAUGAAUAGUAUCUUGUUGAGCAUUGGUACUAAAUGUUAAAUGCAUAAUACUACAUUAUGGCAUAAUGAGAGAUAUAAAAGCACUUGAGGUGUGCUGUCUACGUUUGGUUUAAAACCAGUUGAAAAAUCUGACCGCUGAACAGAAAGGAAAGUGAUUAAUGAUUAUGUAUAUGGAGAGAAUAACACUUGGAAGUUUCAAGCACACAUGUACAGAUCACUACUGUCCUCAUUGUACAAAUACAUACAGUAGAGGUGUGUAGUAUUUUAGUCUAAUGGUAAUUAAAAGAUGUCUAGCAAGUGCUCUUCUAUUUAGAGUACUAUAUAUUAUGUGUUUUAGGUGUUCUUGCAUUGAUUACAAUCACAUUUAAAAUGUGUACCACAUAUACGAGCAAGCUUGCUAAAAUGUUUUGCUUCUAAGUAAUACUAUGAUGUGUGAACUGAGUGUUAAACUGUACAUAUUGGCCAAUACAGGCAUCUGUCACCGUGAGAAGUGGUCUGUGUCUCAGUUCUACAAAAUUUGAUGCUUCAAUGAUCAACGUAAGUGUAUAUAUUGAAGGAAUGUUUGAAUGUUGACGUUUUUUUGUAAUAUUUCUGUGUCUGUCUUGAUGGAAAAUGUGCUUCUAGCACACAGAUGUUGAGAGAUUUCUACAGAAUGAACUUAUGAUUGUGUACAGAAGGGAAUGUAGUCAAUGCAGAAAUCACGCGUGUAAUCCAGAAAUAAAAGCACACGGUUUAAGUAGUUAUAAAA